Molecule: messenger RNA, 1273 nt
Organism: Chaetomium fimeti
Lineage: Eukaryota; Fungi; Ascomycota; Sordariomycetes; Sordariales; Chaetomiaceae
Exons: 1
Coding region: 254-1105 (283 amino acids)
Source: RefSeq, a predicted model, not a curated record
GGAGUAUUUAGGCGCGGCCACUCUAAUUUCUCGCCGAGGAGACGCCAAGAAGUAUUUAUACCACCAUCCGGCGUCAUCCGUAGUGAAGCCAUCACGGCAGGGGCUAUCACUUUGGGUCCUUAGCUGGGGUUAGCUGUUGAAAAGGGCGCCAUGGCUUCUUCAGAACUCAAACGGCGGGGUUUUAGCUUGAGUAUCCCUACCUAUCGUCUUCUUUUGCCUUCCUAGCAACUCCAACACCACCAAAAUCGACGCGAUGCUGUUCGUCCUCCCCUUCCUGGCCGCCCUGGCCAACGGCGCCGCCAUCGCCCCCCGGCAGGGCGCUACGCAAGUCGUCCGGCUCAGCUCGGUCGAGAACGUCGCGGUCCGGUCCAACGGCCAGAUCCUCGCCACCAACAUGAACUCGGCGAACCUCUACUCGAUCGACCCCGUGGCCAAGACGUCCACCACCGCGCUCAGCGUCUCGGGCGCCACCGGCCUGUCGGGCAUCGGCGAGUACGCGCCCGACAUCUUCGCCGUCAUCGGCGGCAAGGGCAUCUACAAGGUCGACUUCACGUCGACGCCGCCCAAGUCGACGCUCAUCAAGACCAUCACGGAAGCCAACAACCUCAACGGCCUGGCCGUGUUCGACGAGUCGUCGGUGCUCGUGGCGGACGCGGGCAAGGGCGCCGUGUUCAAGCUGGACGUCAACACGGGCGACUACGCCAUCGUGCUGCAGGACGCGACCAUGGCGCCGUCGGGCGGCAUCCCCUUCGGCAUCGACGGCAUCAAGUACCGCGACGGCACCGUCUGGUACACCAACAUCUUCCGCAACAGCUUCCACAAGGUCGCCGUCGACCCGGCCACCGCCGAGGCCGUGGGCGCCUACGAGACGCUGUGGACCAACCUCAUGGGCGACGACCUCUGCUUCGGGCCCAACGGCAAGAUUUAUAUUGCCACCAACGGCCGGAACUCGCUGGUCGAGGUCGACCCGGCCGUCGGCACGCCCACUAGCAUCGGCACCAUAACGGGCUCGACGUCGUGUGCCUUUGGGCGCGCCGAGGGCGAUCAGAAUGUGGCCUACGUCGGGGCCGGUCAGGGUGUGUUUGCUGUCACGAUCAAGGCGUAGGUGUUGGGAGAGAUGGCAAAGGUAAGGCAAGGAAGAGCGGGACGGGCGGUUGGGUAUAAAACGAGAUAAUGCGACCGGUUGCAAAAUCUAAAAGCUGCUGGGACAACGAUGCGCUUAUCCCUCUGCCCCAUUCCGGGUCCGGGUCGUGAUACAAAAGGAGAAUACAAC